GCGACAGCCAGCGUUUGGAAUUCUAGUGGAUAGAUUGUUGACUUUGACAGUCCAAGAACUUCCGACUACAACUUUUGCUUCCGAUAAGUUUUGUAUCAGUGAAGGGAAAACCUCAUGUGCCACCACAUCAGGUAGCGUCGAGUUCUCCAUUAUAGUAACACAACCAUUCAGGAUCAAAGGAUGACUACACUAACACGACAGGAUCUUAAUUUUGGCCAAGUGGUGGCUGAUAUAUUGUGCGAGUUUUUGGAGGUUGCCAUUCAUCUCAUCCUGUAUGUUCGAGAAGUCUAUCCAUCCGGAAUCUUUCAGAAGAGGAAGAAGUACAAUGUCCCUGUUCAGAUGUCAUGCCACCCCGAGUUAAACCAGUAUAUUCAGGACACGCUUCACUGUGUGAAACCCCUCAUUGAGAAGAAUGAAGCGGAGAAGGUGGUAGUCGUCAUCCUGGACAAAGAGCACCAUCCGGUGGAGAGGUUUGUCUUUGAGAUUUCCCAGCCUCCACUGCUGUCCAUCAGCUCUGAGACCCUCCUCUCCCAUGUGGAGCAGCUCCUUCGGGCGGUGAUACUGAAGAUCAGCGUGUGUGACGCUGUUUUGGACAACAACCCACCAGGAUGCACGUUCACAGUCCUUGUACACACAAGGGAAGCUGCCACCAGAAACAUGGAGAAGAUCCAAGUGAUCAAGGACUUCCCGUGGAUCGUGGCGGACGAGCAGGAGGUGCUCAUGCAGGGCUCCAGACUCAUCCCCCUCAAGACCAUGACCUCUGACAUCGUCAAGAUGCAACUCUAUGUGGAAGAGAGGGCCCAGAAGACCUCUGCAACAACACACUAGAGGACAAGAUGGCUACAUACAGCGGAAGACAUCUUAGCAGCACACAGCUACAGUGGAGCCGAGGAGCGGGGGCAUACGACACUACCCCUUGGCUCAGAUUCAGCGUGGACGAGGACAAGUUUACAAGAGUCAAUCUACUUUUUGCUUCCUAACAAUCAGGGUGCGAUUUGUAGGGGGGGAUGGGGGGGAUUGUCCCCCCUUCUGGUUUUGACACCUCCACUUUUCCUACAGGAUUUUAAUAUUUGCGGUAUAUAACUCCAUUGUUAAUGCUUAAAAUCUGAAACUUAUCCCCCCUUCUGGUUCUUCAACAAAUCACACCCUGCUAACAAGGAUGCUACCCCUGGCGUGUGUGUGUGUGUGUGUGUGUGUGUGUGUGUGUGUGUGUGUGUGUGUGUGUGUGUGUGUGUGUGUGUGUGUGUGUGUGUGUGUGUGUGUGUGUGUGUGUGUGUGUGUGUGUGUGUGUGUGUGUGAGAGAGAGAACUGGGUUUGCUUUUGAAUAAGAUUUUUAGGCCACUUGUGACACAAUAGUGUGUAUAAUGUUGUGCUGCUUUUUCAAUCUGCCUUCUUUUGUGUGUGUGUGUGUGUGUGUGUGUGUGUGUGUGUGUGUGUGUGUGUGUGUGUGUGUGUGUGUGAAAAUAUGGAAUACCUCUGUUUACAAGGACAAUGACCAUGGCGCUUAACUACAGUGAAUGUUAUCUGGUUGUGCUUUUGUGUGAACUGUUAUUGUGUUUUUGUCGUCCUCUCUUUUUUCCCCUUGACUCUUUUUUCUG
Messenger RNA from Engraulis encrasicolus (European anchovy), 1598 nucleotides. It is a transcript of the gene mad2l2, whose product is annotated as mitotic arrest deficient 2 like 2. The record is from RefSeq and is a predicted model, not a curated record. Gene Ontology annotation, cellular component: zeta DNA polymerase complex. The transcript is spliced from 9 exons. NCBI's taxonomy places the organism in Eukaryota, Metazoa, Chordata, Actinopteri, Clupeiformes, Engraulidae. The coding region runs from base 181 to 828 and encodes 215 amino acids.